CUUAGGACAUAGAAAGCAUCUAAUUGCAUAGUGCAUUUGCUGCAAAACUCAACGAUUUUUUAGUAUUCAUGAGCACAACCUGGUAUGAGACUCUUCUCCCAUUACAGUGACAUGAGAGACUAUCUUCAUCUCUAUGAAAAAGAGGUCAACGUGAGUUAGGUGCAGCAGUUGGAAUAAUGCUUUUUUUGAUAGAUUCUCCCUAGUAUGCUACCAAAUAUAUGCAUAGUUUGUGACUAAGCAAACAGUGUCGCUGGUUGUCGGUUCCCGUCCCCUUUUCUUUGACUAUAUUCUUCCGGAGCAGUUCCCAUAUGUUUACCAUUUUUGACCGUCAGCAGUCUGCUCCUUUCCACCAUUUUUUCCCCUUCCCCCUUAAUUAUGAAGUUUCAAAUUGAAGACGAGUUAGGUUAAUGAUGCUGAUUGGAAAGGCAUUAUUAGGGCGGAUUGACAAUAAUGAAGCAUUGUAUCACAAUCUCAAAUAUUUAUACCUUUGAUCCUCUUGUGCUUGCAUAGACAACUGGAGCGGUGUGUACUCUAUCAACAUGUAACUUUGCAUCAUGCAGGCUCUGUGGGUUGUUGUGGUGUGUUACUACUACUUAAAUCUGGCAAGAGCGUUGCUGGAAUGGAGGCUGCAUGGUGUUGUCCAAAAAAGUUAUGAGGAUUUAUAUGCAAGUUUUGUAUAGUUAUAGGCUACUUUUGUAAUGUUUGUUUAGUUGAGUCUAGUUAGGACUUUAAGUUUGACAUGUAUAUAAUAUGUGAAGGAUAUUGUAAUUUUUCCGGUUCAUUAAUAAAAGUAAAUCCUAUCAACUUUCCUCUUCGAUCACCGAUUUUUCGAUCCAACAUGAUACAUGAUACCAGAGCAGUAAUAUCUUUGUUCUUGAUUUUGAUUAUGUUUUCUAUGAUCUUUUGAGGAGUUUCCAAAAGUGGUGAACAAUAUGUCUGUUUCUUUGGAGAAGGCAUACGACAUCAAGGAGACAACACAUGUGACAAGGUUCCCACCUCAUCCUUGGAUAACAUAGACGAUUUGACUGACCCCGCUCUUGCCACGACAUUUGCACAUUUAGACGCUACUACCAUACUAUCAAGAGGAUUAGCCGCUAAAGGGAUAUAUCCUGUAGUAAAUCCGAGCAACAUGAGGGAUCUGCUGUCUCAGCUCAGACUUGUUGUAAGAGAAGAUGGCUUCACGAGAGAAAAGCCCUCUUGGUUUCCCGGUAUCAAGGUCGCCCAAGGUUGGUAUUAGGCAUCGUUUGCGGAAGCUGGCAGUGAAUAAGGGACAAGGAGAGGGCUCCGCGGAGGUUGGGAAGGGACGGGUGUCACAACCGUGUGUGAGAGAGCAGAAAAUGGAGCAAAAACUCAGCAAACAUACUGCCAUUAAGUGGGGGUCACGUCAAAGCCAUGAGGGGAGGGGAGAAGGGCCACAUGGCCAAGCUCUGGGAAUCACUGCUAGAAUCACCUAGGAACAAGCUAAACAGAGAAAGAUGAUCCUUGAUGAUGAUUCGGAGGAGGAGUUACCCCCCCCCCCCCCCCCCCCCCCCCCCCCCCCCGCGAUUUUCAUUUGUGCAACCCAUUCUUCGCAGUGACAUUGCUUACCACAUGUGGAGGGGGUUCCCAUAGGGAUCUCAAGGAAGGUAAAAAAAACCUCUACUUGUCCCGUCAUGGCUCAUUAAGGAAACGAAACCAGAUGAAGGAGGAGUUAUCUCCCCAAGAAGAUCGCAGCAUAGCUGCGGAUACUAGGAAGCAUCACCAGCCUCAGUCAGCUACUACCUCGCCUAAGCUUGAACAGAGUCAAGAUUAUCAAAGAAUUUCUCUCAGGAAGGGAAAGGUGAAGGUUAGGGAAGUUAUAUCCGGCCCUACUGAUUGGAAUGCUGACCUCAUUAAGGAGUCUGGAGGUACCAUUUUCUCCCCAUCUCCAGACGUACUCGGCUCUCAUUGGGAUGACCAUGGACUGGUGGAUUCGCAAACCACUCUUUCAAAGGGAUAGGGCAUAACUUUGAACUAAGGAGUCGUGUCCAUGUUGAUGAAAAAGGAAUUAAUCACCAAAUCCAUUCGGGGAGAGUGCACGAAGUUUUGAAGUCUUUCAAAUCGGGGAUGAUGAUUAACAAUGCUGGUGGAUAUAUUCGAAAUGGCACUGGCUCACACCUGGAGACCAUUACGCAUACUGAGGAGAUGUUGGGUGACGAAAGUGCAAUGGUGACCAAUGAACAUGCUUGAGCUAGGAUUUGGGGGAAGAAAGUGAGGACUGCAAGAGGUUGAUGGGGAUGUGGUACAGUUUCCCACACUGAAGAAGUAGUUUGUGAAAGAAAAGACUGAUGCUGAAAAGGUGGAGGAAGCCAGCCUAGAACGUCCCCAAAUUAAUAAAUUAGUCUUCCUGCCUGGAAUUUACGGGGAAUUGGACCAUCCCUCACAUUCCAAACUGCAGUAGGAUUAGUUCAUUCCGAUAAAUCGGAGCUUGUUUUCUUUUCGGAGACAAUAUCAAUUCGGAGAGUAGUUUGCAAUAGAAUGCGAGGGUUAGGUUUUGAUUCUUCUCAUUGAUUCUUUGAAGAUGUUGAUGCAUCAGGAGGUCUAGUGGUAGUUUGGUCCCUCGGAGUUGAUACUUCGGUGUUUUAUCAUUCGAAUUUUUCCAUUUGUAUUCAGAUUAAUGAAAUGAACUUUUCUUACGGUAUGGUGUGUGUUUAUAUUAGUUGUAACGAGUCAAUAAGAGCCUCUCAAUUGGCGCAACUUGGGAGCAUUUGUGAAGAAAUCAAUUUACCCUUUGUGGUAAUAUGUGAUUUCAAUGGUACUUUGCAUGAAAAUGUAAAGGAUGGUGGUAAUCCUUGGAAUGUCGCCCAGUCAAUAGAACUCCGCAAUUUCGUUCAAUCAAUUCACUUGGACUAACAAACGAAUGGGAUGGGCUUGUAUCCGCAAAAGACUAAAUAGAGCACUUUGUUCUUAGUCAUGGGUUGAUCGAUUUCCGGACACCCUUGUCAAACAUUUUACGGAUAAGGGAUCAGAUUAGAGCUAUGCUCCUGUCACAUUAGCCAUACAUAUGGAAUAGUCUACCCUUUUUCGAUUUGAUGCUCGUUGGGCAGAUAAGCCGGAGAUAAGAGCUAUGGUUACUUAUGCCUGGAAAGAGGAACUACAUGGGACUCCCAUGUACUAGCUUUGGGAGGGACUGAAGAAACUCCGUCAUUUUCUAUAUGAUUGGAGUAGAGCGGGUACGACUAAUUCUCUUCGCAAUAUCCAGACUCUCCAAUCUGAAAUUGAUCUAGUGAAACUUGUACACCCGAUAAAUUGGGAUGAGGUGAGGACUUUUGAGGCUGAGUUGAGUCGAUGGUGGGAAGAGGAAGAAAUUUAGUGGCAACAAAAAUUAAGGUUUUGUUGGCUCAAAAAGGGAGACAAGAAUACGUCGUACUUUCAUACAGUUACGAGGGCUCGCAAAAAAUAGAACUUUGUGUCCGUGCUACUAAAUGAUAACGGAGAAUGAAUCAUCGAGGAAAGAGGGAAGGCUGAUAUUGUCAUUGAUUUUUAUCAAACUCUCUUCACUUCGUAGAAUCAUGUGCUAAAUCUGGACACCAGGAUUGCGGACCUACCAAUAGCCCACAAAGUAACGGAAGAGAUGAAUGCUAGUCUCACGACGGACGUCGUUCCUAGUGAGAUUUGGAGAACGGUCUUCUCCAUGGGAGCGAAGUAUGGGCCUGGGUCUGAUUGAUUCACUGGGAAAAUUCUCAAGUCAUUUUGGGAUAUAGUGGGUGACUCUGUGACUGAAGCAUUCGUUCUUUCUUUAGUACUAGCAUGAUUCUCUGGAGUUUUAAUCACACUUGGCUGACACUGAUCCCUAAAGCGGAAAACUUUGAGGACAUGAAGCAAAUCAGACUGAUAAGCUUAUGCCAGUUUGUGCAUAAGAUUAUAACAAAAAUCAUGUCUAAAA
Molecule: messenger RNA, 3904 nt
Organism: Linum trigynum
Lineage: Eukaryota; Viridiplantae; Streptophyta; Magnoliopsida; Malpighiales; Linaceae
Source: the annotation of a GenBank genome assembly